UUGAAUUGAAAUUAAGAAAAGAACAAGAAAGAGAGUUUACAAAAACGAGUGAGACAGAAAGAAAGCAAAUAGAAGUGAAGUUUGACAUCACGAUAAGAUAACCUCAAUAUUCUAUAAUUAUAAGUGAAUUUUUUAGACUGAUAUUGUUAUAAUUGGUAAAGAUAAUAAUAGAUUGAUUUGAAUUAUUGUAUAAGCAGUAUUAAAAUUUGAAUUAAAUGCCAGAAUCAAAUGUCAAAAACGCUGAACAUAUAAAUAUCGACCGAAAACAUAACGUCAGUCUUUGACAUAGAAAUGAUAACUUGAACGUAUGUAUGUAUAUUUUUGAAUAAAAAAGGAAAAUAUUGAACGUAAACAAUGGAGAAAGAUAAAGAAAAAGAUGAAUAUUUAACGAGUUUAAUUGGUUCAGUAAAAAAAGACGACACAGUAUUAAUUUUGGAAAAUAAAACAGCAACUGAUGCGAAAAAUUCGCAGGCUAAAAUUGUCCGAGGAACGAAAAAAAUGAGAGUUGAUUCAACUGAUUCUAAUCAAAUCACUGAUAAAAAAGAUAAUAAAGAUGAUGAAGGCGAAGCAAAAAUAGUCAGAUCGUUAAAACGUUCAUGCGAACUGUGGUCGCUAGAAGAUAAAAAUACAUUUUUUAAGGCAGUAAACGAGUACGGGAAAGAUUUCGACGGAUUGCAAGGAUACUUUUUAAACCAAGGAAAGAAAAAAGGUUUACCAGAAAAUAUGAUAAAGAACAAGGAGCAAAUUCGUCAUUUUUACUACCGCACUUGGUUAAAAAUAUCAAAACACCUGAAAUUUUCUGAAGACGUUAAAAAAACGUCGCAAGAAAUUUACGGAUUAAUUAACUACGGCGAAUUACGUCGUAAAUUACCACGCAUACAUGAAAAAUUUUUGCUAAAAUUAAACGAAUUAAUUUACUGGGGAUCAACCCAAGUUCGUUUACGAGGGAAAACGAUGCGAAUUAAAACGCCGAUAUGUCGGGCUUUGAGGAAAUUGAAUCAACUUGAAGAUUGGCAAGAAGAAAUAAAAUUACCGCCGCGUGUUACCGUUGAAUUACGACCGGGAAAUAAUUUAACCUGGUGGAAAGUACAAGCGAAUGCUAUGAAUCCCCGAGUUCGAACACUGGUGCCAAUCCAACGGCGCUUGUCCAGUUUAUUGGCCUUUUUACAGCAGCGCUGGAAGCCGGUAAAAUUCAAACCAUCUCUGAAUAUCGACAGCGAAUUGUUUUAUGACAAAAAAUUUAAUGACAAUGAACUGCUGCGAGUUGCGCCAGUCGAAGGCGCUAAAAUAUCUCUACCAAUGGUCAAUCUCGGCGAAUAUUUAACCAGCAAUAGCGUGUCGUUUAAUUCAUACGAGCAGCGUUUGAGCUUAAAAAGUUCGCGGGAUGAAUUACUGGGUUAUGUCCAACAAUUUAAGAGCGUCGGCAAAAAAACUAUCAAGAAAAAAAUCGACAAAAAAUUGCCGAGUUUAAGAGUCGCUGGCAGUGGAGGAGUCGCUGGUGCGGAUGAUAACGAUAAAUUAAAUGAUAAUAAUAGUGAUUUAGAUAAUUUAGAUACGCAUCUAAAUUGCAUAGAUAAAUCUCUUUUUGCUAGUCAUAGUGAUAAAAAUGUGGGAGAUUCAAAUAGUAAUAAUAAUGUUAAUGUCAAUAGUAAUUUCAGUAUUGAACCAAAUCGAUUUCCUGGACGUGAAACAAUUGAUAGAAUUAGGGAAGGCUGGAAUAUUGAUGAAUCUAAUACUAUAACUAUUGGUGAUUUAUUUUUAAUGUUUGGACGAGAAUCAAAAAUAAUAUUAGAAUACUGGUGGGAUGUUCCGAAAAAAAAUGACAGAGUUCCAAAUGACAAUCCCUCGUUAAACAAAGAUUUGAAAAAACAAGAUGAAAGUCUUUGUCUUGCUCUACAAAAACUUUUAUCUAUCGCUAAACACAACUAUGGUACAAGUAAAGCCUUUGACAAUACGUCAAGUAGCAGUGAAACUGUCGUGUCAUCACGAAUGCCUUCGACUAAAGAUUCGACAUUCAGGAGACCGUUAAUUCCACAAGUUUAUCACAAAACUGGCAGCCAAGAGGCAUUUAAAACUCAGUUAGACAAAUUCACCACAAGAUUUUGUAAACGUGGUCGUACCGUAAGGCAACGGAACUUAAUUGUACAGAGAGCAGUCCCAUUAAUUGGUAAUUUAAACUGUGAGAAGAAUGAAAUUAAAGAACCAAGUCAAUUAAAUUUGAAUCCCACAAGAGAAAUAAUUAGUGAUUAUAAUAAUGAUAAUAAACUUGAAGACAUCGGAAUUGAGUUACUGGGUAGUAAUGAAAAUAUUGAAUCAGAAAACAAUUUAUUAUCAACGUUAGCUGCUGCCAGUGCAGAUCAUUCUAAUAAUGGACUAUUAGUACAACCUUCUAACUCUAUAAUCACGUCGGCAACUCAAAUUUUGAAAGAAGGAGAAGGUCAAUGGCUUAACAGUGAGGUUGCCGAUUAUUCUCUGAGUAGUUUUCUUGGUCAGUUUGAAUCACCAUUGAAAGGAUCACAAAGAAGUCAAACAGGAAGUCAAUUAGGGUCUAUACGACCAUCGUCUGAUGUUCUCAGUCAAAUGCAAUGUCUAAUGGUCGAAAACAGUGUGGAUUACAUGGCGAAAUUUGCAAACUUGGCAUCACAAAUUGCGUCUAAUGAUCAAAAUUCAAAUAAGUAGAGAAAAAGAAUAAUUUUUAUAUGAUUGACAAAAUUGUUUAUUUAUAAAUUGCGUGAAAAAAUAAGUAUUUAAUACAAGAAAUUAAUUUUUAUAAAUAUUUUUGUACUUCAAAUAUUAAUAGAUAUGACAUAAAAGUAAAUAAAUUUUGUUCCCUUCGUUAUGAUUUUGCGCCUUUACCUUCCUCCCUCAGUGUCAGAGUUCUUCAGCGAAAGUUUCCUUCAAUUUGACGACAAAUUAGUGCUGUAUAUUUAUUUUAUAAUGAAUCAUUUAAAUUUUUUAAAAUCGAGACUGCGAUUCUUGAUUUAAUAUGCAACUUUUUAAAGCCUUUUAGGGAAACGCAACUUCCUGAAUAAUUCGCGGUUUAGUGGUAGAUAAAAUUCUUAUCCAUGAGAGGAAAUUUCAUUUUUUAUAAAUGGUUUUGCUUUACUCAGAUCGAUGCUAAUUUUUAUGAGAUAUUUGUUUUCAUGGGAGAAAAAAGUGUCUUCUAUGAAUAGUGAACGAAUAAUACUAGAGGCAUGAAUAAGAAAACCAGCCACUAGUGAAAGAACUCACUUUGAUGUAAAAUAUUUUUUUACUCAGUAUAACAAAAUUUCAAUAAAUAAAUAAAUGAAUCUUGUUUCCAAUGAACUGGAAAUUUUUUAAUAAUAUUAAUUAACACCGAACAAAGCAGAUAGAUCUGUUAUUAAUUUAAUUAACACGAUAAUAUUAUAAGUGCAAGCGCACUUGUAAAAAUACUUUUUUGUACACAAGUAUUUUUACAGUAAUACCUGUUAUAUUUUUUUAAAUUCCAAUUUUAUUACAGAUAAAUUUUUAAUUAAUUCAAAUUUUUUAAAAACACAAAAAAUAAAUCAAAGUACACAAAGAAAAAAAAUUAUUUUUAAGAAAAAUCUUUUUAACGCAACUUCACCCAAAAUUAUCAUGCAAACAGAUUAUCAGCGUUAGCAUCUUUAAUAACUAAUUCAAAAAAUCUGAUAUCAUGUUAUUAGUAUUAAUAUUUUAAUGAAAAACGUAAAUUUUAACGCUGAACACGUAGAAAAGAUGUGGUAUUUUCUAUUUUAUUAAAUGUCCCUGUGAAUUCCGAGAGUUUAAUUUAUAAAAUUCUCGCAUCGUAUAUCCAAUCUUUUUUCACACACAAAUUUAUUAAUAAACUCAUUUGUAAGAUAAAAAACGCAUGCUG
This is a messenger RNA of Microplitis demolitor, 3856 nucleotides long. It is a transcript of the gene crm, whose product is annotated as protein cramped. The record is from RefSeq and is a predicted model, not a curated record. NCBI's taxonomy places the organism in Eukaryota, Metazoa, Arthropoda, Insecta, Hymenoptera, Braconidae. Gene Ontology annotation, biological process: pattern specification process. Gene Ontology annotation, molecular function: chromatin binding. The transcript has 7 exons. Bases 355 to 2679 code for a protein of 774 amino acids. Gene Ontology annotation, cellular component: nucleus.